Molecule: messenger RNA, 1546 nt
Organism: Hemibagrus wyckioides
Lineage: Eukaryota; Metazoa; Chordata; Actinopteri; Siluriformes; Bagridae
Gene: grxcr1b
Product: glutaredoxin and cysteine rich domain containing 1 b
Exons: 2
Coding region: 407-853 (148 amino acids)
Biological process (GO): sensory perception of sound
Source: RefSeq, a predicted model, not a curated record
UCAUGCAUCUUCAUCCUUUCAUGAUCCUGAUAAAAACAUGACUAGGCUUCCGUAGAAUGACUGGCAUUUUUUAGGCAUUUAAGAUGAAAAGAAAUAAGAUAAAUAAAAACAAACCACACGUUGUAAAACACUAGGCUAUAAGCUCACCUCUGUAGCUGUGUUUAUUAUUUUUAUUCGGGUCAUUUUUUAUUCAUUUGCUGCGCGGCGCAUGUGCCAUGUUUUCCACGUCUCCAUGGAUCAGCUUCAUUUAAUAUUAACUCAUUCGGCGUCAAUUUGACACCCUGACACUCUUAUUUAUUUGAACAUCAGGGCAGGACCUUUACCGUGACAGCAGCAGGUAUUAAUAGGAAAGCGCCUUAUGCUUAGUUAACCCAUACACGCGGAUUAUGCAGGGUAGAUUUGGGCGAUGGACACGCUGAGGCGCGUGGAGGAGAGCAGAGCGGAGCGGCGCGUGCGGUUCCGGGUGGCGUCGGCGCGCAGCGGUAAGGUGCUGCGGGAGGUGUUCAGGGAAGACGAAGAACUGACCGAAGACUCGGCGGACUCGGACACAGCCGUUGGCUCGGAGCCUGAGCGGGCAGUCUCUCCUGCCAUCAGCGAGGCGAACGGGCAUCUGCUCGGACUGGCGGUGGAGCCACAGGACAGCGGUAGUGAUGCGGACGACCUGCUGGUAUACGCGAGCGCAGCGCAUGAGCAGCUCUUCAGCCGCAAACGCGUGAACAUCUUCAGUAAAAACGGCACGAUUCGUGGCGUGAGGGAUAAAGUGAGCGCUGGCCAAGUGCUCUUUAAUAAUCUCUCUAAACUCUAUGGGGCCAAAGAGACCAUGUCUACAAAGAAGCUGGCUGCAGGAGUGUGAAGUAAUUCACAGCCUCACAUCUGUACCAGGGGGUUGCAUGAGUGAGCCUCAGUGAUCUAUUCUAAAACACUGACUAGGGAGAGACUGCUUUAGUCACUUUUCAUUAACACAAAUUUAGGGAACUUUGUUUGGGAACUUAAAAAAAUUCCAGGUGUUAUUCUGAUAUUUUAUGAAGAAAAUAAGGAAUUUCAAAAAGAGUCCCUUGGAUAUACCUAAGCUAGUAAAUUUUAUGAUGGAAGGAGUUAGGGAUAAAGAGUACAGACAUUUUAGUUGUAGUAAGAACACUAGCUGCUGUAUUGUGGACUAACUGGAUCUUUGUUUAUGAUCCUUCUGAAACAUCCAAACAGCAAGGCAUUGCAACCUGCACUGAUGUGAUCAAACAUAGGCACAUUUUAUUUAUGUUGACCUAAGAGGUAGGAUCAUUCUUUUAUGGUAAAUCAAGUACAUAUUUUCCUUUACAUACAGAACUUGGAAAUAAUCUGCACUAAAGAAUCUUUUAUCUCUAAAAUAAACUCCUUCAGCUGAACAUGAAAUGGUUAAACAGCCAUUAGCUGUAUGAUGAUCAUUGUUUAUUGCUUUUGAUUCUCAUUUUUAAUACUUAAUAUUAGUUUGAAUAAUAGGUAUGCUCUUUAUAUAAAUAUUAACUUUGUAGAAUUUUUAUUAUUUAAUAACAGAUAUGAUGGGAAUGACAGA